UGCGUUGGAUUCUCCUAAUUUAGGUGAACGCUGUGCUACCUCUUCUUGUCAUCUAAUGGUUAGCUAAAAUCCAUCUUCCAUCUUUCCUUCUCUGUUUCCUUGAAAACCUCUCCACCAUUCCACCUCAGUUUCUUGAGCAGUCAUGGCGGGUCCAUUCUUCUCUGCUACUUCAAAACCCUCUACCCUCUAUCAAUACUGGAAAAAAUCAAGCCUUUUUGGUUUGGCUUUAGUAACCGUCCUCUGUUCUCUGUCGUACCUUCUGGGUAUCUGGCAGAACAAUCGUGGAGGAUCCAUCCUUACCUCUCAUCUUGUCAAUUCCGUGCCCUGUACUGACAUUGAGAGAAGAACCCAGUUGCCCUCAAACCCCCAUGGUUUAGAUUUCUCGACUCAUCAUGCCGCUGAUGAUUCUCCGAUGACUAUGGUUACGAAACAUUAUCCUCCUUGCGAUAUCAAGUACAGCGAUUACACACCAUGUGAGGACCCUAAAAGAUCUUUGAAGUAUAAAAGGAACAGGUUGAUUUACAGAGAAAGACACUGUCCGCAGAGAGGUGAAUUGCUUAAAUGUCGUGUGCCUGCGCCGUUUGGGUACAAGAAUCCGCUUCCAUGGCCGUCGAGUCGUGAUUAUGCGUGGUAUGCGAACGUACCCCACAAGCAUUUGACAGUGGAGAAGGCGGUUCAGAACUGGAUUCGAUUCGAAGGGGAUCGAUUCAAGUUUCCUGGUGGUGGUACCAUGUUCCCAAACGGUGCUGAUGCUUAUAUUGAUGAUAUCGGCAAGUUGAUUAAUCUCAAAGAUGGUUCUAUCAGAACUGCUAUUGAUACUGGUUGUGGGGUUGCGAGUUGGGGAGCUUACCUACUAUCACGUAACAUCUUAACAAUGUCGUUCGCACCAAGGGACACCCAUGAAGCUCAGGUGCAAUUCGCCCUCGAGCGAGGAGUUCCUGCGUUGAUCGGAGUAUUGGCUUCCAUUAGGCUUCCUUACCCAUCAAGGUCUUUCGACAUGGCUCACUGCUCUCGUUGCCUCAUUCCCUGGGGCCUAUUCGAUGGGAUCAACCUGAUCGAAGUCGAUCGAGUUCUUCGCCCUGGUGGGUAUUGGAUUCUUUCAGGACCACCCAUCAACUGGAGAAGGUACUGGAAAGGGUGGGAGAGAACAAAGCAAGACCUUGAGGCUGAGCAGAAUCAAAUCGAAGCUGUAGCCAAGAGUCUUUGUUGGAAGAAAUUUACAGAGAAGGGCGAUAUUGCUAUCUGGCAGAAACCCAGUAACCAUAUUCAUUGUAAGAAGAAUCGCAAGGUUUUCGGGAAGCCCCAGUUCUGCCCGGCCUCACAGGACCCCGACAAGGCUUGGUAUACCACUAUGGAGACUUGCAUAACCCCAUUACCAGAAGUGUCCGACAUUACAGAAGUCGCCGGUGGUAAAUUGGCCAAAUGGCCGGAGAGAUUGAAUGCUAUUCCUCCGAGGAUUAAGAGUGGAAGUCUGAACGGAAUCACAGAAGAGAUGUUCAGAAAAGAUGCAGAGCUAUGGAAGAAGAGAAUUGGAUAUUACAAGGCUGUAAACAAUCAGCUUGGGCAGAAAGGAAGAUACCGGAACUUGCUGGACAUGAAUGCUCACUUGGGAGGCUUUGCAGCUUCACUUGUCAACCAGCCAGUUUGGGUUAUGAACGUUGUUCCUGUAGAGGCGAAGAUCAACACACUCGGAGUCAUCUACGAACGCGGCUUGAUCGGAACGUAUCAGAACUGGUGCGAAGCCAUGUCUACUUAUCCUAGAACUUACGAUCUCAUUCAUGCUGAUUCAGUCUUUAGCCUCUAUGAGAACAGAUGUGAAUUGGAAGAUAUUAUAUUGGAGAUGGACAGGAUACUUAGACCUGAAGGCUCUGUAAUCUUGAGAGACGAUGUAGAUGUUUUGGUGAAGGUGAAGAAUAUCAUAGAUGGAAUGAAUUGGGAUGGUCAAAUAGUUGACCAUGAAGAUGGGCCCCAUGUAAGGGAGAAACUUCUAUUUGCUGUGAAGUUAUAUUGGACAGCCCCACAAUCUACCUCUGAUCAGGAGUCCAAGACAGCUUCUUAACGGGGCUUUGUUUUGCUUUUGGUGGGCUAUCUUUUUUGUAGUGUUCCAUUAUCAAUCCUUUUUGUUACCAAUUCUUUCAAAUAUAAUCAUGUUUAGUUGAUAGGGUUGAAAUGAAAAUUUGUAAAUGGAUUGUGGGGGAAGGGAGGUGGCCCACCUUACAAUCAAUAAGGGUUAACCUUUGACCAUUUAUCUUAGAUUACAAAGGCAUAGGUUGGUUCCCCCAUUUUUUCCCCCUUCUUUGUUAUUUUCUUGUUGCUGUAUUGUUUGAUCAAUUAGAUUCUUCUAUAAUUGGUCAAUAAAACAAUUGGGUAAUUCUUUUGGCAUCAAAA
Molecule: messenger RNA, 2388 nt
Organism: Macadamia integrifolia
Lineage: Eukaryota; Viridiplantae; Streptophyta; Magnoliopsida; Proteales; Proteaceae
Product: probable methyltransferase PMT15
Exons: 6
Coding region: 143-2059 (638 amino acids)
Cellular component (GO): trans-Golgi network; cytoplasm; endosome
Molecular function (GO): methyltransferase activity
Source: RefSeq, a predicted model, not a curated record